Sphaeramia orbicularis (orbiculate cardinalfish) is the source of this 2857-nucleotide messenger RNA. It is a transcript of the gene ppat, whose product is annotated as phosphoribosyl pyrophosphate amidotransferase. Gene Ontology annotation, biological process: purine nucleobase biosynthetic process. The record is from RefSeq and is a predicted model, not a curated record. NCBI's taxonomy places the organism in Eukaryota, Metazoa, Chordata, Actinopteri, Kurtiformes, Apogonidae. Bases 693 to 2225 code for a protein of 510 amino acids. Gene Ontology annotation, molecular function: amidophosphoribosyltransferase activity. The transcript has 11 exons.
UUAAUUUUUGUAUCCGUACCUGGUGUUGAAUCCAUUGCGUUGUGUAACAGCCCGCAGUCCUAAAAGACAAGCCCAAAUGAAACAAAACGACACUUGUAAAAGUUUUAAGAAGAGACAAGAGGAGGCGUGCAGGGAGCAGAAGAGGGAAGUGGACUGUGUCUUAUGUGCGUUGAUAGCCAAUCACAUCAAUUACCUGAUGCAGGGAACCAAUCACAACCUAGAAUCAUCACCACGUGGUGGGAAGACGCUCCAUCACCAAAUAUUUGCAAGACGAAGUACUUUUUGGGUUUUAUCGUCGGCAAAAAAUACCUCAAAUUUCUUUUUGACAAGGAGACUGACUUGAUUAGAGGGUUCAAUUAGGAAAACAAUUGACUUUUUGUCUUAAUCGAUAAGUUUGAUUCAGAGAAUUAUUGAUUCAGCUCCUUAUCGAAAAGUACCACGUGUUAUUGAUUAAAUCCGUUUUCAUUAAUUACUUUCGUCACAGUAUGCUGGGCUGACUGUGUUCUAGCUUAUUUUCUUCUUUUUUUUUUUCCCUCUGAUGCGAUGUUCCAUCUGAGGUGAUGCUGUCUUAACGACCCACGGUGAACAAACUUUGAGGCACGUGGUCGAUCGAUACGCGCGCACGGAUCUCACAGGAAACCAGGCACGAGACCUGUCCCGUCCCCCGGAGUAACGGAGCACCGGGCACCGACAUGGAGUUUGAAGAGUCCGGUAUCGGGGAAGAGUGCGGUGUUUUCGGAUGCGUAGCCGCGGGAGAGUGGCCCACGCAGCUGGAGGUGGCCCAGGUUUUAACUCUGGGACUGGUGGCGUUACAGCACAGGGGACAAGAAAGUGCUGGGAUUGUCACAAGUAAUGGAGCCAGCCCCCCCACAUACACAGCCCACAAGGGAAUGGGAUUAGUGAGCACCGCUUUCCCACCCGAAGCUCUUCUGAAACUGCGCUACGGUAACCUUGGUAUUUGUCACACACGCUAUUCAACCACUGGGAUUUCAGAGCUGCAGAACUGCCAGCCCUUUGUGGUGGAUACACUGCAUGGCAAGAUUGCAGUGGCACACAAUGGGGAGCUGGUUAAUGCCCAAGCCCUGCGCAAAAAGGUAAUGCGUCAUGGUGUCGGCCUCUCCACCAGCUCAGACAGUGAACUGAUCACCCAGCUGCUGGCGCUGACCCCUCCCAUGGAAGAGCUGGGCGCACCAGACUGGGUUGCCAGAAUUAAAAAUCUGAUGACUGAGACCCCCACAUCAUAUUCACUGUUGGUGAUGUUUAAAGAUGUCAUCUAUGCUGUGCGUGACCCUUAUGGAAACCGGCCUCUCUGCCUUGGACGCCUCGUUCCCAUCUCUAAACUGCACAGUUCAGGUGCUGGAGAGGAGGACACCGAGGGGUGGGUGGUGUCAUCAGAGUCAUGCAGUUUUCAGUCUAUUGGUGCCAAGUAUUACAGAGAAGUUCUACCGGGAGAGAUAGUCCAAAUAUCAAAACACGGAGUCAAGUCUCUGAGCAUUGUCCCUCGUCCUGAAGGAGACCUCCCCGCCUUCUGCAUAUUUGAAUAUGUUUACUUUGCCAGACCAGACUCUAUUUUUGAGGGGCAGAUGGUCUAUACCGUCAGACAGCGCUGUGGUCAGCAGUUAGCCAUUGAGGCCCCGACAGAUGCAGAUGUAGUCAGCACUGUGCCAGAAUCUGCAACCCCUGCUGCCCUCGGCUACGCUCAGCAGUCUGGGUUGCCAUACAUAGAGGUUUUGUGCAAAAACCGUUAUGUUGGGAGAACAUUUAUUCAACCAAAUACCCGUCUGAGACAGCUGGGAGUUGCCAAGAAGUUUGGGGCACUGACGGACAACUUUGCCGGGAAACGAGUGGUACUAAUUGAUGAUUCCAUUGUCAGAGGGAACACAAUUUCCCCCAUUAUAAAACUACUAAAGGAAGCUGGUGCAACAGAGGUCCACAUCAGAGUGGCCUCUCCUCCGAUUAGGUUUCCUUGCUACAUGGGAAUCAAUAUUCCUACCAAGGAAGAGCUCAUCGCCAAUAAGCCAGAGUUUCAGGACAUUGCUGGAUACAUUGGUGCAGACAGUGUGCAGUACUUGACUGUGGAGGGCCUGGUGUCUGCUGUUCAGGAGGGAAUUGCUUCCCUUCAGGAGAAAGAAAACAUGAUCAACAAUAGGAACAAGUCCAGCAGCAGAGUGGGCCACUGCACCGCCUGUCUGACAGGGAAAUAUCCAGUGGAGCUGGAGUGGUAGUUGCACCAACCAUUAAAAUUUACAGCUGCAGCAGUCUGGAGGAUUACAUGCAAACUGCUGUAUUCUUGCACAGCGUGGUACCUGCUAAUGAAAUGUUGUUUGGGGGAGGUGGGGCUGCCAACUCAACACUGCUCUCUGACACACUAAGUACAUAUAAAACUGCUGCAUGUUUUGUCUCCAGAUUAUUGUUCUCUUCAGAUCCUCAAAGAGCAGUUGAAAAUGUUGCCUUUGCUGACCUCCAAUGGCUGGACUGUACUGUAACCCAGUUGCCAUGUCACACAUUAUAUCUUGAUGUCACUUAUAAGUACAUUUUUGACUUACACAAGUCUUUUCUUUUUGUUACAUUCCUUUUAAAGGUUGUCUUGUACAUGAGCUUUCAGAAACUAGAUGAACAUGUUAAUAUUCCAGUCCUUAAUGAAAGCAGUAGGUAGAAUUUGCUGUCAGAAAAUCGCACAAACCUUGACCAAAAAGUAAAAUUCUUUAUUUUUCUGUACUUUUCUACAUAUGCCUAAAAUUAACUUUUUUCUCUGGCUGAGUCUAUGUUGAAUAUUUUGUUUCCUUAACUAUGAGCAUUAUAUAUGGAAUAUACUGGAAUUGAAAACAUGUAAUAAAAUAGAAUGAUUAAAUUGUCU